Vitis riparia (riverbank grape) is the source of this 661-nucleotide messenger RNA. RefSeq lists its product as uncharacterized. Bases 185 to 547 code for a protein of 120 amino acids. The record is from RefSeq and is a predicted model, not a curated record. NCBI's taxonomy places the organism in Eukaryota, Viridiplantae, Streptophyta, Magnoliopsida, Vitales, Vitaceae. The transcript is spliced from 5 exons. Gene Ontology annotation, biological process: actin filament polymerization; Arp2/3 complex-mediated actin nucleation. Gene Ontology annotation, cellular component: Arp2/3 protein complex; actin cytoskeleton.
GGAGAGAGGAGCAAAGUGAGAGAAUUGGAGAGAGAGAGAGUAGGAAACAAAAGAGAAGAAUAGAGAAGCUGAGGGGGAUGAGGCCGGGCUUAGAGAAGGAAGAGUACUAGAAGCUAGGGAGAUUAUUGCUUGAAGGGAGGUUCUUCUAGCACUGAGAAGCCUAUGGAGAUUGUUCACCACUUGUAUGAAUUUGGGUCGGUGGAAUACCAUGUCCAGUCUUCUGCAUCUGAUUCCACAUGACACCUACUUGUCAAUAGCAACCCCACUACUGUCCCAAGCAAUCCUGCACUCACAUGGUCUUUCACAUUACACCAUAGAGAUGAUAAAGGGAAUUUGUUCUGAUGUUUUGGAGAUUGUUGAACCUGCAAGAGAGGGAUAUCAGCUCACUCUAAGACUUGAUCUUGCUAAAAUUCCACUAGGCAAAGGUUUGAUCAACACUUGUAACUCAUUCUAUUGUGACCAAUUCACACCAAAUUCUCCAAACAAACCCAAAAUGUGGACUAAAAAUUGGCCUGGAUGCUCGUAUUGCCAAGUGGAGGGCUCUUAAAGAGCCAGAUGCUGCUUCCUGGUUGGGUGGUCAGUGAAUCAGGUAGUGGGUUGGAAAUGCAAUGGGGUGGAGACACUUGUUGGAGAAUAUUCAGAGGGGUUAUUUUCUGUUAGA